ACGCCGCGUUCACCGCCGCGGCGUCAACUACGUCUGAGCGGCGGCGGUACGGCGUCGUCGUGCACCUGAGUAUGCGGACCGCCGACACUACGGCGCCACGGAGACAGACCACAGUCGACUCACCGGACAACACCAACUAUAUCCCCUCUCUGCUUAGCACGGCAGUUGAAGUGGGCCGAAAUGGGAGCAGCAUGUCUUGGUCCACGAAGAAUCUCAUAAAAAGUUUGACCAAGGAAAGGUCGGCCAUUUGAAGUAGGGAUCGACCACUACCGAAUUUGCAGAUGUACGAAUCAGUAGAUAUGACUACCCCUAUGCCGAUAGAGGUCGACCACUACAAAUCGAAAAGUUGUUAAGGAUCAUAAUUAUUUAGAAAAAACAAUAUGUUAAAGUACAGGGUGUUCCUAAACAAAAAUAAAAAAAGUUCAUAUAAACAUGUG
Messenger RNA from Acanthoscelides obtectus, 437 nucleotides. NCBI's taxonomy places the organism in Eukaryota, Metazoa, Arthropoda, Insecta, Coleoptera, Chrysomelidae. The record is from the annotation of a GenBank genome assembly.